AUGCCCGUAACCAUCCAAAAAGGACUUCGCUGGAAGAAGGACCGGAAUCUAGGAGUGGCGCCUGAGUGGACAACCGAGCCUAGUAUCGAGGACGUCACAACACUCGUGCGACGGGAGCUGAAGAUCCCGACUCCAGAUCUAUGCGUAGUUCAAUUCCUAACCCAAAACAAAUUCAACAAGGCUUACACCGUCACAUGUGGCAGCUCGCAAGAAUACGUCUUGCGUCUAACUGUACCCGUUGACCCACGAUCAAAGACCAUGAGCGAGGUGGCUACUAUCAAGUAUAUCCGUCACCACACUGAGAUUCCUGUACCACAAGUCUUUUGUCACCAGGCUAGUACCGCCAACGAGGUCGGACUUGAGUGGAUACUUAUGGCGCGCAUGCCUGGUCGCAGACUCUGUGAUGAGUGGAAGGGUAUGGACUAUCUCAAGAAAGAGCAAUUGGUGCGUAAGCUGGUCUCUGUUCAUGCGCAGCUCUUCCAACAGCGGUUCAACCGACUGGGAAACCUGUAUCCUGCGAAUGAACUUUCCCAGCUAUCCACCUCCGAUAUGGACAAUAUCACAUUCCUUGGACCGGACGCCUCAAUCCGAUCUACACAACUCGCCCUAGGCAAGAUCGUAUCAGCGCCGUUCUUUUGGGGCAAACAUAUCGACCACAACGUCCCACGCGGUCCCUACAAGCAUAGCCGAGACUGGCUAUCCGCACAACUCCAGCUAAACCUUCUCGACCUCAACGACGAGUCCAACCGCGAAACCUCGGACGAAAUCAAGCGCUCAGACGAUAAAGCUAAGAACCGAGCGCAACGACUGCUUGAUCUCCUGCCAAAAAAUUUUCCUGAGGAGGAGGAGGAGGAGGAGGUGUUUGUGCUUCAUCACCAUAACCUUCACGCAGCCAGUAUGCUCGUAGAUGAGAACGGCGAGUUAACUGGUAUUUCCGAUUGGGAAUGCGCGCAUACUGCCCCCCUGUGGCUCGCAUGUCAGUCACCUAAAAUCUUGGAGUUGUCUGGCUCUACCGCAUCAGUAUCUAACCCCAACCCUAUCCAACGCGAAAUCGCCGAAGAGCGCAAUGCGGAGUAUGACACGAAAGUAAAGCUUAGACAGGUUUUCCUGGAAGAGAUGCAGAGUGUUUGCCCUGAAUGGGUUGAGGUACAUCAGUCUAAUCAGCUGAAAGUGGGUUUCGAACAGGUUGUACAGCAUUUUGGUGCUGCUGGUGAUGGUAAGUAUAUCGAUCGGUGGAUUGAUGAGGUUGAGAAGAAUGGAACUGCACCUCUGUUAAGGGAGAUCAUUCGCACUACAUGGUUUGAAGAGUACUUUCGUAAUGGGUACCCUUUUUAGUAUUGAGUUAUGGGAUGGAAACAUAUCAUGAUCGAAACACAUUAACCUAGGAAAAAAACCGAACACCCUGGAGCCUACGUCGACGUCAAGUCACCCACUUUACAUAUUUUUAUCUCAAUGUAGCCUGCAGACCUGUUUAGAAUUGUUUAGUUCUUCUCUUGUAUGAGGUGGAAAGGUGUUUAAGUAGUACCUAGGUAGUUAGGCGUUCUUUCCGAAAGAGGCAAAGUAAUGGACAUGGUACGAGUGGUGCCUUGAAGCAUUGCGUGACUAAGCUCCGAUGCUCUCAACCUCUCUUGCUCGUAGCCCAGUAAAUGCCAAAACAAAACUUUAGUACCAGACCGCAUCCAUGCUUUCCCAACCCCCUACUGCGUGCCAUCGGUGUAAAG
This is a messenger RNA of Alternaria rosae, 1721 nucleotides long. RefSeq names its product kinase-like domain-containing protein. NCBI's taxonomy places the organism in Eukaryota, Fungi, Ascomycota, Dothideomycetes, Pleosporales, Pleosporaceae. The transcript is spliced from 2 exons. The coding region runs from base 1 to 1335 and encodes 444 amino acids. The record is from RefSeq and is a predicted model, not a curated record. Gene Ontology annotation, cellular component: mitochondrion.